Oryzias latipes (Japanese medaka) is the source of this 4219-nucleotide messenger RNA. It is a transcript of the gene rnf139, whose product is annotated as ring finger protein 139. The record is from RefSeq and is a predicted model, not a curated record. Gene Ontology annotation, molecular function: ubiquitin protein ligase activity; zinc ion binding. Gene Ontology annotation, cellular component: Derlin-1 retrotranslocation complex; endomembrane system. NCBI's taxonomy places the organism in Eukaryota, Metazoa, Chordata, Actinopteri, Beloniformes, Adrianichthyidae. Gene Ontology annotation, biological process: proteasome-mediated ubiquitin-dependent protein catabolic process; ERAD pathway.
CCCACGCACGCACGUACGGCGUGACGUCACAUCGCUCGAAUCACAACUUCUUGUGUGAUCUUCGCCGAGCUGAAACACGAAGAAAGCGGUCGUUACAGGCAGAACUAAAGCUUUGUUUUCGCGACAGUGGGGUCCGUGGGGACACCGCGGACGUCGACCGGCGUCGCGAUCAGGCCGGAUGGGAGCAGAAGCUCCUCUUUUCUCCCGAACACAGGAAGCAACAGGAGGUUGAGAGCCGGGACGGACACGAUCAUGAGCCGUGGGGCCGCGGAGGAUCGCCCCCCCAGCUAGAUAAACAAACGACAGGACGCGAAGAGGACGGACGCAAACACAUUUCGAAAGUACAUGGAUAGCUGGGGCUGACCAGGACCGUGAAGCACCCCACGGACGUCGCAUGGCGUCCACUCAAGCCCGGCUGGGCCAGCAGGCCCUGGCGGUGCUAGACGUGGCUCUACGAGUUCCUUGUAUUUUUAUCAUCGACUCGAUUUUUAACUCGUACAGCGACCCUGGACUGGGAUGGCCCGGCACGAUGGGAAAAGUGUUGAUCAGAGUUAUGGGUGUCGUCAUCUCCAUCGUGGUUCUACUUCUCUCCCAGAAAGCUCUCUUCAGGUUUUAUACCCUCUUCUUUGCCGUCGUCCUCGCCGCGGUGGCCGUCCUCAUAAACUACCACGUCACCUCACACAUAGACUUCUACAACACGUACUACAAAACGGCGCUGGGGUUUCGGCUGUUCCCCAAAAACGGGCCGACGCUGUGGAUGGGCAUGGCGGCGGUGCAGCUCCUGUUCAGCGUCGGCUACGUCUUCCUGCUCGACCUCCAGUCUGUGUUUGCUGCUCUGGUCGUGUUGGACGUCAUGAUCCCUCUGUGGGCCAUGAUGCUGGAGCUGCCCGCAGACGCCAGGCAGCUGGUGGCCGUCUUCUCCGGCCUGGCGCUGGCCCUCAACACGGGGGUCUGUCUGGCCAUGAGGCUGAAGUGGUUCUACUACUCGUGUCGGUACGUCUACCUGCUGGUACGACACAUGUACCGGAUUUACGGACUCCAACUGCUGCUAGAGGACACGUGGAAAAGGAUCCGCUUCCCCGACGUCCUCCGGGUGUUCUGGCUGACCCGGAUCACUACCCAGGCUCUGAUUCUGGUCUAUGUGGUGCGAGCAGUAAGAGAAGAGAGCGGGGAUGCCACGGGGGGGGCCGCAGACGGCAGCUCUGAUCCACAGGGUUACCUGUUGAGCUGGGAUGUUUUCUGGGAUCUGACCAGCAACCUGAUCAUCUCUGGUUGUGAUUCCACGCUCACCGUGUUGGGAAUGAGCGCCGUCAUCUCCUCGGUGGCGCAUUACCUGGGCCUCAGCAUCCUGGCUUUUAUAGGUUCAACUGAGGAAGAGGAUAAGCGUUUAGGCUUCGUGGCACCUGUUCUGUUCUUCAUCCUGGCCCUGCAGACGGGCCUCAGCAGCCUGAAUCCAGAGGAGCGUCUGGUGCGCCUGAGCCGGAACAUGUGCCUUCUGCUGACUGCCAUUCUGCACUUUAUUCACGGCAUGACCGACCCCGUCCUGAUGUCGCUCAGCGCCUCCCACGUGUCGUCCUUUCGGCGCCAUUUCCCCGUUCUGGUGGUGUCGCUGGCGCUCUUCGUGCUCCCCGUGGCGCUCAGCUACACCCUCUGGCACAACAACGUCCUCAACACUUGGCUCUUCGCCGUCACUGCCUUCUGUGUCGAGCUCUGCCUCAAGGUGCUGGUGUCCCUGACGGUCUAUGGCCUCUUCAUGGCUGAUGGAUUCUCCAACGUCCUGUGGGAAAAGCUGGACGACUACGUCUACUACGUGCGCUCCACCGGCAACAUCAUCGAGUUCCUGUUCGGCGUCAUCAUGUUCGGAAACGGCGCCUACACCAUGAUGUUCGAGGCGGGCAGCAAGAUCCGCGCCUGCAUGAUGUGCCUGCACGCCUACUUCAACAUCUACCUGCAGGCCAAGAACGGCUGGAAGACCUUCAUCAACCGCCGCACCGCCGUCAAGAAGAUCAACUCGCUGCCGGAGCUGCGCGGCUAUCAACUGAUGGACAUCGAGGACGUGUGCGCCAUCUGUUACCAGGAGUUUGUGAGCUCGGCGCGCAUCACGCCGUGCCACCACUACUUCCACGCGCUGUGCCUGAGGAAGUGGCUGUACAUCCAGGACACGUGUCCCAUGUGCCACCAGAGGGUCUACGUGGAGGACGAGGGCCGGGACAGAGCUGCCUUUUCCAACAACAACGGGGGCUACGCGGCGCCGCAGGACGCCGCCGCCGCCGCAGGCCCACCUGCAGCAGGGGCGAACCAGCAGGAACAGCCGUUGGGCGAGCUGCUGGCCAACGGAGCGGCCGGCGGGAUUCACGUGGCCAGAGGGGCGGAGCAGCUGGACAACGAGCUGCUGGAGGACAACGACAGCAUAGAGUACGACGAAGAAGAGUGGGGCACGCAGAACGGACGGACACCAAUAGAAGAAGACUAUAUCAACGACGACACAGACUCCACAGAGGAGUGACAGAAAAACCAAUGUAUAUCUUUAUUAAAGUUAAUUUAAAUAAUAUCAAAGCAACUUUAGCAUCUUAAUUUGUUCUACAGAAAUGUCAGGGAUCUCACUAUUUGUCUACAUUGUUUUAUUUUGUUAUUAUUUACUCUAAUAAGGGCUUGAGGAAAGAGUAAAAGCUGCUCCUGUUCUGCGUGUGUGUGGCGCCUGCAUGAUCCAGACCAAAAAUGUAUAGAUUUUUUUUUUCAUAGAUUCAAAAAAACGGUUUAAGAGUAUUAAAAACAAAAUAGCAUGGCUUGAUCGUCAUCACCUGUAAUAUUAAGCUCCUGAGUCACUUAAAAUAUCAGUUUUUGGAGCAAUUUCGGUUUUUAAAGUGGGGAAGAAAGCCUUUUAGUCUGAAGAAAAGAAGGGUUUGUUUUCCAUACAGCCCUACAAGGUGUGUGUGUGUGUGUGCGUGCGCAUGUGUGUGUACCAGGGCAGCAUCUUAGAGAUGCUGUUCCUCGUCGUCUUGGAGGGAAAAUGCUGGAGCGUUUAAAAGGCACGACUGUUGAGGGACUAAACAAAUUCAAACUUCCAGUCUGUGAGGUUACUUUGCCAAAAAAAAACAACCAUCUUCAUCUGCUUUGGUCGUCUCGGUGACUUUAAAUGAUCUCAAAGUCGGCUGGAAGGCUGUCGGCUAACAGAUGGAGGGGAUCUUUUGACAUUUCCAGCAUUUUCGUCCUUUAAACGUCGAUAAUUUAUAAUUGUGUCCAGACAGAAGCUGUUUUCUAUUGACUCUUAACCAACUGAAGAAAAACCAGUGUUUUAAAGAGUAACUUUCUGCUGUAAUCACUGAAAUACCUCGGUUAGUUUUACUACUGGUCUGUUCGGCGACCUUGCUUAACAUCUUGUGUACGUUAUUGUACAUGCAACAAAAAAAAUGUGCAAUUUUUGUUUUCUCUUUUCAUAUUUCUUUGGAGAAUGAAAAAUCUGUUUGUUUUUUCUCAGAAAGUAUUUUAAGACUUCAGUUUAAAAAAAAAAUGGUUUGCUUGUGAAACAAAUGCAAUACAAACCAGCUGCCCAAACAAGAUUUAAUUAUCAAAACUUAGUUUUUUGAUAAAAUAAAUAAGUUGAACUUCACCAGCUAUUCUUGCAUUACUCAGUAAGUAUUGAUUAUUCGGUCUGUCAGAUGACUGGCAGUUUUUGUCUCAGGGCCCUGCAGCAGGAAUACAAGAAUAGUUGAAAUGAAAAGAAAAAAAACGGCUUUGGAAAUCAUUUUUAUUUGCAAAAAUGUUUUGAUUUAUUUUCUAUUUUUUUGAGCUUAUUCUUUCCAGAUGUGAUUAAUUGUCUGUUAAUUCUAACUACUGAGUCAAAUCAAAGCCCUUUAUGAUUUAGAAGUGAUGCUUUUGCCUGCUGAAAAAAAACACUAGCAACUACAAAUGGUGGAUUUAAUUUUAUUUUUUGUUAUAAAGAAAUGCUUAGCACAACUUUUGAGUAUUAUGUCAAGGUUUCCACCAUUAAAACAUGUGAGGAUUUCCCCAUAAAUUAAUUGCUGUUAUUUUUUGUUGUUGUUGCAUAAAAUAAGGUUUAAGAAAUCUGAGAGUGUCUGAGUUAAAUGAAUUUGGAAAGCUGUGUUUUGUGACAUGCUUCAGCUAUGAAGGACAUUCAUGUUUAGUUUGUUCUGAAAGAGCUACUUCAUUUGCCUUUUGUUUUAAAAAGAGAUUUAUGUAAAUAAAAUAUUUGAUAUUA